CUGUUCAGCGGCAGCCGCUUGGUGUGGACGGUGACGGUGGCAGCGCUGAGGAGAUGGUAUGCUGCCCGGCUCCGGGCGUGCCGGCAAGCACUGAGAGCAUGGUGUGGUCUGCGCGAUGUCUACCAGAUGACAGAGGGCAGGCACUGCCAGGUUCAUCUCCUCGAUGACAGGAACUUGGAGCUGCUGGUUCAGCCCAAACUUUUGUCUCGGGAGUUACUGGACCUGGUGGCCUCACACUUCAACUUGAAAGAAAAGGAGUAUUUUGGGAUAACCUUUAUCGAUGAUACAGGUCAGAGUGUCUGGCUGCAGCUGGAUCACCGUGUCCUGGACCAUGACUUACCCAAGAAACCAGGGCCGGCAACUUUGUACUUUGCUGUUAGGUUCUACAUUGAAAGCAUUUCCUUUCUCAAGGACAAAACUACAGUCGAGCUGUUCUUUCUGAAUGCCAAGUCAUGUGUACACCAGGGGCAGAUCGAAGUGGACAGCGAGACAGUCUUCAAGUUAGCCGCCCUGGUGCUGCAGGAAGCUAAAGGGGACUAUUCCAGUGAUGAAAACACUAGAAAAGACUUGAAGACACUGCCUGUCUUUCCUACCAAGACGCUGCAGGAGCAUCCAUCACUCGCUUACUGUGAGGACAGAGUAAUUGAGCAUUAUACACAAAUUAAAGGGCUGACUAGAGGACAAGCCAUUGUUCAGUACAUGAAAGUGGUAGAAGCUUUGCCAACAUAUGGAGUUCAUUACUAUGGAGUAAAGGAUAAACAAGGAAUCCCGUGGUGGCUUGGAAUAAGUUACAAAGGAAUUGGCCAGUACGACUUACAAGACAAAGUUAAGCCGAGAAAACUAUUUCAAUGGAAACAGCUGGAAAAUCUUUAUUUCCGUGAGAAGAAGUUUGCUGUGGAAGUACACGAUCCCCGCAGAAUUUCUGUGUCAAGAAGGACCUUUGGUCAGAGUGGACUGGUAGUGCAGACCUGGUAUGCAAACACUUCCCUGAUCAAGUCCAUUUGGGUGAUGGCAAUCAGUCAACACCAGUUUUACUUGGACAGAAAGCAAAGCAAAGCAAAAAUUCCUUCAGCCAGAAGUUUGGAUGAUAUAGCCAUGGAUCUGACAGAGAUGGGAACACCAAAAAUUUCCAAGCUGGUGACUUUGGAGGCCAAGAACCAGCUGAUUAUGGCCAGCAAUGGCAGUUUGAUCUCAUCAGGCUCCCAAGAUUCAGAGGUCAGUGAAGAACAAAAGAAGGAGAAGAUUAUGGAACUCAAGAAGAAAGAGAAGCUCCUACAGGAAAAGCUGCUUCAGAAAGUUGAGGAGCUGAAGAAAAUCUGCCUGCGGGAGGCGGAGCUGACAGGCAAGAUGCCCAAGGAGUAUCCUCUGAGUGCUGGAGAGGAGCCUCCCCAGGUGAGAAGGCGUGUUGGCACUGCGUUCAAGCUGGAUGACAACCUGCUCCCGAGUGAAGAGGACCCAACUCUGCAGGACUUGGAGAGCAAUUUUAUCAUACACCAAAAGCUGGUGGAAGCUGCCAAGAAACUUGCCAGUGAGCCAGACCUCUGCAAAAACGUGAAGAAGAAAAGAAAGCAAGAUUAUGCUGAUGCUGUAAAAAAGCUGCAAGAGAUAGAAAAUUCCAUAAAUGAAUAUAGAAUCAAGUGUGGCAAAAAACCAACCCAGAAAUCAACUCUUACUCUACCAGAUGAUAUAAUUCCAUCUGAGAGCAGCUCCUUGUCUGACACAACCACCUAUGAUGAUGUCAAUGAAUCGCUUCCUGUAGCAGCACAGAGACCCAGCUCUGCACAGCUUUCUCCAAGACUUCCUCCACCAAAGUCCCUCGGGGUGGAGAGAAUUCACCUCAGAAAGUCAUCGAUAAACGAGCAGCUCUUGGAAACCAGACACUCCAGGGACCUCCUUUCAACUCACAGCAGCCCUUACCGAACGCUGGAGCGACCUCCCCAGCCCCAUGGGGGGAGAAGUAUGCCUACAACCCCCGUGCUCACACGCAAUGCCUACAGUAGCAGCCACUUACAGCCAGACGUUUCCCCACGCCACUGCCGGCAGCGCAGCGGAAGUUUGGAAUCCCAAACCCACCUGCUCUCCGAGACUCCUGCUGACAAAGCAGCCUUCACCCUCUCCAAGUCCCAGCGAAGCAGCAGCACAGAGAUCCUCGAUGAUGGAUCAUCCUACACUAGCCAGUCAAGUGCAGAGUAUUACUGUGUGACACCCACUCCCAAUCCAUAUUACACUACUCAGACACUCGACAACAGGACCAGGGGGCGAAGACGGUCCAAGAAACACAAUAUUUCUGCUGCCAGCUCUGGCAGUAUGCCCAACCUUGCCCAUAAGGAUAUCCGCAAUGGCGUCUACCACAAAAAUCAGGAGCAACCUUCCCCUAAUUACUAUAUUUCUGGAUAUUCCCCAUACACCGAAUCUGACGUUUAUUACAACGGAUAUGUUUACGAGAGUGACACAGAGGGACAGUACAGUGUCAACCCUUCCUAUCGCUCAUCAGCACACUACGGAUACGACCGUUACAGGGAACUCAGAUCUUACCAUGAGGACGAGGUGGACAGAGUACCACACAACCCAUACGCAACCCUACGGCUCCCGAGGAAGCAAGUUGCUAAAACAGAGCAUAUAACCAAAAACAUUCACAAGGCCUUAGUAGCAGAGCAUCUCCGUGGUUGGUACCAACGUGCCUCCAGCCAGAAGGAGCAGGGUCACAGCCUGCAGGCAGGCUUUGAGUCUGACAGAGGAUCUCAGAGGAGUUUGGGCUUUGCUGGGCUGCAGACGCCGUGCUCACCGAGCAGUCGGGUGUCAUCUUUCUCUUCAGCAUCUUCUGCAAACACUUCUGGGAACUGGAGAAACCCACUUGCACUGGGACCUUCGGACUAUGACACAUUGUCUCAUUCCUCCUAUGCCAGCUGUUACAGGAAUGUUUACGGCAACCUUCCUUUGCAAAGCAGAACAUACACAGAGCCGAGCCAGUUGGGUGGUGAUGAUGAGGAGCAGUUGGAAGAUGACUUGCCCAGCAACGAGCAGAGAUUGUUCUGGCAUGAGGACUCCAAGCCUGGGACGCUGGUGUAGCCCAGCUGCAGCCCUGCAUUCCUACACUGCGUGCCUUGCACAAAACGCUGUGAC
Molecule: messenger RNA, 3123 nt
Organism: Acanthisitta chloris (rifleman)
Lineage: Eukaryota; Metazoa; Chordata; Aves; Passeriformes; Acanthisittidae
Gene: FRMD4B
Product: FERM domain containing 4B
Exons: 23
Coding region: 127-3069 (980 amino acids)
Biological process (GO): establishment of epithelial cell polarity
Cellular component (GO): bicellular tight junction; cytoskeleton; adherens junction
Source: RefSeq, a predicted model, not a curated record